GCAUAUCUGAGCAGGCCGUUCACUUUGGAGCCAAAGAACGCAGGGAAGAAAAUGGGUUCCGCAAUUCGGUUUUUUGAGUUGAACACCGGCGCCAAGAUGCCUUCUGUAGGCUUAGGCACUUAUCGCUCCGAUACUCAUCUCGUCGGCGACGUCCUCACCUCUGCAGUUAAGAUGGGAUAUCGCCAUAUUGACUGUGCCCAGAUGUACGGCAAUGAGAAGGAAAUUGGUGAUGCUUUGAAGAAGCUCUCUAAUGAUGGGAUAGUGAAGCGUGAGGACUUAUGGAUCACUUCCAAACUCUGGUGUACUGAUCAUGAACCAGAAGAUGUACCAAAAGCCUUUGAUAAAACUUUGCAAGAUUUGCAACUUGAUUAUCUGGAUCUUUAUCUUAUGCAUUGGCCGGUCAGUAUGAAAAAGGGGUCAGUCGGUUCUGAUCCUGAAAACUUCACCACACCUAAUAUACCGAGUACAUGGAAAGCAAUGGAGGCACUCUAUGAUUCAGGCAAGGCCAGGGCUAUUGGAGUCAGCAAUUUUUCUGCAAAGAAGCUUGGAGAUCUGUUAGAGGUAUCACAAAUACCUCCAGCGGUUAAUCAAGUGGAGUUGCACCCUCAAUGGCAGCAAGUUGAGUUGCAUAACUUCUGUAAAUCAAAGGGAAUUCACUUAACUGGAUAUGCACCAUUGGGAAGGACAAAGGUCCUUGAGCUUUCUAUUGUGAAUAUGGUGGCCGAAAAAUUGGGAAAGACUCCUGCACAAGUAGUUCUUCGGUGGGGGCUACAAAUGGGUCACAGUUUAGUGCCUAAGAGUACACAUCAGAAGAGGAUUCAGGAAAAUUUCAAUAUUUUCGAUUGGUCUAUACCUGAUGACUUGUUUGCCAAGUUUUCCGAUAUCGAGCAGGAGAGGCUGCUUAAAGGUACUGCAUUCGUCCACAAGACUCAUGGUUUUUACAAGACCAUUGAGGAACUCUGGGAUGGAGAGUAG
Molecule: messenger RNA, 975 nt
Organism: Fragaria vesca subsp. vesca
Lineage: Eukaryota; Viridiplantae; Streptophyta; Magnoliopsida; Rosales; Rosaceae
Product: aldo-keto reductase family 4 member C9-like
Exons: 7
Coding region: 52-975 (307 amino acids)
Cellular component (GO): cytosol
Molecular function (GO): aldose reductase (NADPH) activity
Source: RefSeq, a predicted model, not a curated record